CUCUCCUCAAAUUUGUCGUCCUGCUGUUUCUUUUCUCUCUCCUCAAGAGCUUCCACCUUGGAGGUCCAUGGAGUUUCUCUCCCUCCUCGCUGUGGUGUCCUACUGCUUCUAAAGCUGCCAUUAUUCUCCGAUAUAGUUCGUGGAGAAUAAGUGAUUAUAUAGAAAGAAACUACGGCUCCACGCUACUGGGCUUUCGUGAAUUUAUGGGGGAGUUUCGGAGGGAUUUAUAGGGGGUUUAGCGCAGGAUAACUGAUUGAUUUGAAGAAUGCCGGCGCACAGAUCGAAGCCAGAGAAUCAUGAGGAGGCCAAGCCGCUCCGGCGGGACCCUUACGAGGCUCUCGGCCUCUCGAGGAACUCCACGGAUCAGGAGAUCAAAAGUGCUUACCGAAAGAUGGCUCUUAAGUACCAUCCUGACAAGAAUGCAAAUGAUCCUAAAGCAGCCGAUAUGUUUAAGGAGGUCACCUUUUCCUAUAAUAUCUUGUCUAAUCCAGACAAACGGCACCAGUAUGACACGGCUGGUUUUGAGGCUGUUGAUUCAGAAAGCCAAGACUUGGAGCUAGAUCUGUCAAGUUUGGGAGCUGUGAACACCAUGUUUGCUGCACUUUUCAGUAAACUUGGUGUGCCAAUCAAGACCACUGUGUCAGCAACAGUCCUGGAGGAGGCACUUAAUGGUAUAGUCACCAUUCGCCCACUUCUGUUGGGCCAGCCUAUAUCUAAGAAGGUCGAGAAGCAGUCUGCUCACUUUUAUUCUGUUACAAUAGAAGAAGAAGAAGCUCGAGCGGGCUUUGUAUGUCGAGUGCAAUCAUCUGACAAAAGCAAAUUCAAGUUGUUGUACUUUGAUCAGGAAGAGAAUGGAGGAUUAAGCCUAGUGCUGCAGGAGGACAGUGCGAAGACAGGAAAGAUAACAUCGGCUGGAAUGUAUUUUCUUGGUUUUCCUGUUUAUCGGCUGGAUCAAACAAUGAAUUCGAUGGCUUCUGCAAAAGAUCCAGAUGCUGCCUUCUUCAAAAAGCUGGAUGGGUUUCUGCCAUGUGAAAUAACUGAACUGAAGGCUGGCACCCAUGUAUUUGCUGUUUAUGGUGACAACUUUUUUAGAAGUGCAAGCUACACAAUAGAGGCUCUUUGUGCGGCACCUUGUAAAGAAGAGAAGGAGUAUCUUAGAGCUGUAGAAUCUCAAAUUCUAACAAAAAGAGCUGAAAUAUCAAAAUUUGAAACUGAAUACCGAGAGGUUAUGGCACAAUUUACGGAGAUGACUAGUAGAUAUGCACAAGAAAUGCAAGCAAUUGAUGGCCUUCUCAAGCAAAGGAAUGAAAUACACGCAUCAUACACUAAUGCUCCAAUGAAGCAGAGUACCAGUAAGAGAAAGAACAAAGGUUCCUUCAAGGAGGCCACAGAAGAUGGUGAGGUCAGAGAGAAGAGAUCUACGGUAAGGGGUCAUCCUAAGAAAAAGAAAUGGUACAAUAUCCACUUGAAGGUUGACAGAAGAAAGCCCUGCUAGUGCUGAAGAGGGUAAGAUUUGUAACUAUGAAUUUUUCAGUUAAGCAAAUUCAGGUAGUCUGCACUCAAAUUUUUGUUGUGAUGGGUUGGCAUCUCCACAAGAAAAGUACCAUGCCAAGCGAUUGCAGCAACCUAUCGUGUUGAUCCUGGUGAUUAUGCUGGAAUGCUCCAUUACUCUAGCAUGUCAGGUGUGACAAUAACUCGUUAAUGUAGGAACACCCCACCCCACCCCCCCUUCCCCACCUCUCCUUUUCAUUUCCUUGGCAAUUCUUGUUCUUUUCCUCAGUAUCCUUGGUCUUCAUUCCUGUAAAUCGCCUAAUUUAUUCACGAAGUUCAUUCCAUCAACUUGUUGCAUCGGAUGUAUUUUGCGAUUAAAGAAAUGGGAAAAAAAUAUGAGAUGAGAUUUCCUGCUGCUAA
Messenger RNA from Juglans microcarpa x Juglans regia, 1911 nucleotides. Its product is annotated as chaperone protein dnaJ 16-like. Lineage: Eukaryota; Viridiplantae; Streptophyta; Magnoliopsida; Fagales; Juglandaceae. The transcript is spliced from 11 exons. The coding region runs from base 266 to 1495 and encodes 409 amino acids. The record is from RefSeq and is a predicted model, not a curated record.